AUGGGCCACCUCGGCGCUGGUCUGCAAAGACAAGAAUGGGAUCUUUCCACUCUUCCCAAGUUCGAAAAGGAUUUCUACAAGGAGUCUCCUGAUGUCGCCGCUCGCGACGCUGCCGAAGUCGAGGCGUUCCGUCGCAAACACCAGAUGACCAUCGCCGGCUCAGAUGUUCCCAAGCCCGUCGAGACCUUUGACGAGGCUGGAUUCCCUCGCUACGUCAUGGAUGAGGUCAAGGCUCAGGGCUUCCCUGCUCCUACCGCCAUUCAGUCUCAAGGAUGGCCCAUGGCUCUUUCUGGACGUGAUGUUGUUGGUAUUGCCGAAACUGGUUCCGGAAAGACUCUCACAUACUGUCUUCCCGCCAUUGUUCACAUCAACGCCCAGCCCCUUCUCGCCCCUGGUGAUGGCCCUAUCGUUCUGAUCUUGGCCCCCACCCGUGAGCUUGCUGUCCAGAUUCAGCAGGAAAUCUCAAAGUUCGGUCGCUCAUCACGCAUCCGCAACACUUGUGUCUACGGUGGUGUCCCCAAGGGCCCCCAGAUUCGUGACCUCUCCCGUGGUGUUGAGGUCUGCAUUGCCACUCCUGGCCGUCUCAUCGACAUGCUCGAGGCUGGCAAGACCAACCUUCGCCGUGUAACUUACUUGGUCCUCGACGAGGCUGAUCGCAUGCUGGACAUGGGUUUCGAGCCCCAAAUUCGCAAGAUUAUCGAGCAGAUUCGACCUGACCGACAGACUCUCAUGUGGUCCGCUACAUGGCCCAAGGAAGUCCGUGCCCUCGCUUCCGACUUCUUACAAGACUUUAUCCAGGUCAACAUUGGUUCCAUGGAACUCGCUGCCAACCACAGAAUUACCCAGAUUGUGGAGGUUGUUACCGAAAUGGAGAAGAGAGACCGUAUGAUUAAGCAUCUGGAAAAGGUCAUGGAGAACAAGGAGAACAAGAUCCUCAUCUUUGUUGGUACCAAGCGUAUCGCCGACGAGAUUACCCGAUUCCUUCGCCAGGACGGCUGGCCCGCUCUCUCAAUCCACGGAGACAAGCAGCAAAACGAGCGAGACUGGGUCCUUGACCAGUUCAAGACCGGAAAGAGCCCUAUCAUGGUUGCUACCGACGUGGCAUCCCGUGGUAUCGAUGUUCGCAACAUCACUCAUGUGUUGAACUACGACUACCCUAACAACUCGGAGGAUUACAUCCAUCGUAUUGGUCGUACCGGCCGUGCUGGCCAGAACGGAACUGCCAUUACGCUCUUCACCACUGACAACCAGAAGCAGGCUCGUGAUCUCGUCAACGUGCUCCAGGAGGCCAAGCAACAGAUCGACCCUCGUCUGGCUGAGAUGACCCGCUACGGUGGUGGUGGCGGCCGCGGCUAUGGCGGUUACCGUGGCCGUGGAGGCGGUAGAGGUGGGUAUCGUCGCUGGUAA
Trichoderma gamsii is the source of this 1407-nucleotide messenger RNA. RefSeq names its product ATP-dependent RNA helicase DBP2. Gene Ontology annotation, molecular function: ATP binding; RNA binding; RNA helicase activity. Bases 1 to 1407 code for a protein of 468 amino acids. Gene Ontology annotation, biological process: rRNA processing. Gene Ontology annotation, cellular component: nucleus; ribonucleoprotein complex; cytoplasm. The transcript has 5 exons. The record is from RefSeq and is a predicted model, not a curated record. Lineage: Eukaryota; Fungi; Ascomycota; Sordariomycetes; Hypocreales; Hypocreaceae.